Molecule: messenger RNA, 2052 nt
Organism: Aspergillus melleus
Lineage: Eukaryota; Fungi; Ascomycota; Eurotiomycetes; Eurotiales; Aspergillaceae
Gene: AMO1
Product: peroxisomal copper amine oxidase
Exons: 3
Coding region: 1-2052 (683 amino acids)
Biological process (GO): amine metabolic process
Molecular function (GO): copper ion binding; primary methylamine oxidase activity; quinone binding
Source: RefSeq, a predicted model, not a curated record
AUGGUCCUCGACCGUCUUCAGCAGUUGACCUUCCAGGUCAGCGCCACCGCGCCACCGCCUCAUCCGUUGGAUCCCUUGUCGACGGCGGAGAUCGACACCGCUGUUUCUCUGAUCCGCGAGGAACAUGGCAAGGUCAACUUCAAUGCCGUGACCUUGUACGAGCCGCGCAAGGCGGAGAUGAUGGCGUGGUUGGCGGAUCCGCAGAAAGCUCCCCGUCCUGCCCGAGCUGCUGAUAUCGUUGCCAUUGCCCCGGGAGGUAAGGUGUACGAUGGAAUUGUCAAUCUGAAUGAGAAGAAGAUCGUGCAGUGGAAGCAUACGCCUGGGGUGCAGCCUUUGAUUACCAUGGAGGAUUUGCAGGAGGUGGAGCAUAUCGUGAGGAAGGACCCCAAGGUUAUCGAGCAGUGUGGGAUUGUUGGUAUUCCGAAAGAGGAUAUGGAUAAGGUGUAUUGUGAUCCCUGGACGAUUGGCUACGAUGAGCGCUUCGGUACCGAUGUUCGCUUGCAGCAGGCCCUCAUGUACUACCGUCCUCAUAUCGACGACUCUCAGUACACCUAUCCUUUGGAUUUCUGCCCUAUCUUUAACGCGGAAACGAAGGAGAUCAUUCACAUCGAUGUGCCGCCCGUGCGCAGGCCUCUCAGCAAGGCCCCUCCCAAUAACUACCACCCUGCUGCAAUCGAAGCGGAGGGAGGUUUCCGGACGGACUUGAAGCCCAUUCACAUCACGCAGCCCGAGGGUGUCUCCUUCACGGUCAAGGGACGGGAAAUUGAAUGGCAAAACUGGAACAUUCACGUGGGCUUCAACUACCGGGAAGGCAUCGUGCUGAACAACAUUACCUUCAACGAUAGGGGAAAUGUACGACCUAUCUUUUACCGUCUCUCCCUGGCGGAGAUGGUGGUCCCAUACGGAAACCCUGAGCAUCCCCACCAGCGAAAGCAUGCUUUUGACCUGGGUGAAUAUGGUGGUGGGUACAUGACCAACAGCCUGUCUCUGGGCUGCGAUUGCAAGGGCGCGAUUCACUACAUGGAUGCAGCAUUUGUCAACCGCGCAGGCGUUAGCACGAUCGUGAAGAAUGCCAUCUGUAUUCACGAAGAGGAUAAUGGCAUCCUGUACAAGCACACGGAUUUCCGUGACGAGUCCAUGGUCGUUACUCGCGCUAGGAAAUUGAUCAUUUCGCAGAUCUUCACUGCCGCUAACUACGAGUACUGCGUGUACUGGAUCUUCCAUCAGGACGGAACCGUCCAGCUGGAUAUCAAGCUGACUGGUAUUCUCAACACGUAUGCCAUGAACCCCGGCGAGGACACCCAUGGCUGGGGCACCGAAGUCUACCCCGGGGUCAACGCCCACAACCACCAGCAUUUGUUCUGCCUGCGAGUCGAUCCCAAUAUCGACGGCCCCAACAACACAGUCUUCCAGGUGGAUGCUGCUCGCGGUGAUGGAGAGGUUGGAAGCGCCACGAACAAGUACGGCAAUGCUUUCUAUGCCAAAAAGACCAAAUACAACACGCCGCUGGAAGCCAUGUCGGACUACGACGGCAACACCGGCCGCACCUGGGAAAUGGCUAAUACCAGCAAACUGAACCCUUACAGCAAGAAGCCUGUCAGUUACAAGCUGGUCAGCCGUGAGGUGCCUCCGUUGCUUCCCAAAGAAGGCAGCCUGGUCUGGAAGCGGGCCGGCUUCGCUCGCCAUGCUGUUCACGUCACCAAAUAUUCCGAUGACCAGAUACACCCUGCCGGCCGCCACGUUCCACAAACCUCGGGCGAGCCGUCUCAAGGCAUUCCAGCCUGGAUCGAAGCAGCCGGGCCCAACUGUUCCAUUGACAAUACCGAUGUCGUGCUGUGGCACACCUUUGGUCUCACUCAUUUCCCGUCCCCUGAGGAUUUCCCUAUUAUGCCUGCCGAACCGAUGACGUUGCUCCUUCGUCCGAGGAACUUCUUCACUCGGAACCCUGCUUUGGAUGUUCCUCCUAGCUUUGCUCGAACUCCGUCUCAGAUUGCGGCUGGUGGUGCGGCAUGUGCGUGCAAGAAGAAUGAUGGGUCUAGCGUGCAGGUUUGA